AUGCCUCCAUCUCGUACAGGACGUGCAUACGAAGGAUCGCCAUCCAGGAUCGCCACCAGGAUCGGUCCCACCGUCGCUUUGCUGCUAAUUCUCUUCGAGCAUCGCCGCGCAAGUUGCCUAAUGAGCAAUUCAGUGGAUGAUUGGGUGAGUGGCAGCGCUGUCGUUUGUAACGGCAUUCCAGGAUUGACGAAGGAUCAACGCGAGCUUUGCCAUAGAAAUCCCGAUGUUACCGUAGCCGCGAUCAAAGGGCUACAAAUGGCCAUAUCCGAGUGUCAACAUCAGUUCAUGUGGCACAGGUGGAACUGCUCGUCCCUCACAACUAGCAGCAGAACUCAACAGAGCAGCGUCCUUCUUCAACGAGGCUACAGAGAGACGGCAUUCGCCUACGCAAUUUCGGCAGCUGGCGUAGCUCAUAACGUGGCUCGUGCCUGCAGUAUGGGCCGCCUGCUUUCUUGCAGCUGCGAUCCUUUACACUAUAUGGAUAAUCCGCCGACAACUACCAGAGACGUCACAUUUAAGUGGGGUGGUUGCUCUCACAAUCUCGAAUACGGCAUGGAAUUCUCGAAGCAAUUCCUAGACACGCGGGAGAAAGCCGGCGACAUACAGUCUACAGUGAAUCUACACAAUAAUCAAGCCGGUCGUCUGGCAUUGGCGAACAACAUGCAGAUACGCUGCAAGUGUCACGGCAUGUCCGGGUCAUGUGAACUGAAAACCUGUUGGAAAAUCGUCCCGGAUUUCCGAGUAGUCGGCAAAGUCCUGAAGAAUCGUUUCAGAAAUGCUGUAUUGGUGACGCAAAGCAAUCUGGGCAGUGUGAUACCGUCGAAUAGGAUUCGAGGAUCGCGACGGAAGCAAAAGCAAAAGCAGAAGAAGCGUCGCGGCGGAGGCCGCAAGAGGAAACUUCGGGAUCUCCCUAAUCAGCUCUACUACUACCAGAGAUCACCGAAUUUCUGCGAACAAGAUCCAACGAUCGAUAUUCCUGGCACCGCUGGUCGUAGAUGCAACAAGACCAGCACCGGCGGAGAUGGAUGCUCCAAUUUAUGCUGCGGUAGAGGUUACAACGUGGUACGACAGCGGCGAACGGAGCGGUGCAGAUGCAAAUUUCACUGGUGCUGCUUUGUACAAUGUCAGAAUUGCACCGUGGAGGAGUGGAUCACGGUUUGCAAAUAA
This is a messenger RNA of Cyphomyrmex costatus, 1167 nucleotides long. RefSeq names its product Wnt oncogene analog 10 (gene Wnt10). The transcript has 4 exons. The record is from RefSeq and is a predicted model, not a curated record. Gene Ontology annotation, cellular component: extracellular region. Bases 1 to 1167 code for a protein of 388 amino acids. Lineage: Eukaryota; Metazoa; Arthropoda; Insecta; Hymenoptera; Formicidae. Gene Ontology annotation, biological process: cell fate commitment; multicellular organism development; neuron differentiation. Gene Ontology annotation, molecular function: cytokine activity; frizzled binding.